Messenger RNA from Oikopleura dioica, 201 nucleotides. The record is from the annotation of a GenBank genome assembly. NCBI's taxonomy places the organism in Eukaryota, Metazoa, Chordata, Appendicularia, Copelata, Oikopleuridae.
AUGUCCCUGAAACUGAUGCGAGUUUGGCGAACGUACGAUACAAUUGAUUUUGAGAACAGCAGUGAAAUCGCUACUACAGAAGAAAGCUCACGAUAUGAGAAUGUAUUUGUAUCGGAAUCGAAUUCAAGAAGCGAUUGUGUUAUCUGCUGCUGCUGUUUUUCCUUUACUAUAAGCUGGAACAACACAUGGUCCAACUGGUAG